AUGCUCAUUCGAUUAAGGCCGAAAGCGUUAUUGACAAUUCGUUUGUUUGGCGGUCGUCUUAUCGCUGUCGUGAUUUUCUCAGCUAUACUCUACAUGCUUGUGAUUGCAUAUGGAAAUAAGUCUACGUAUUUGUUUCGAAAGCACGAAACUUAUGCAAGAAGCGUAACUAUUAUUAUCGUUACACCAACACAUAAACGCAGCGGACGUAUAGGCGAUAUGUUAAGGCGACAUCACGGCUUUGUUUAAAUCGUUGAAACAUGUGAUCUAUCCAAAACACCUCUGCAGUUUCAACUGAGCCG
Messenger RNA from Cylicocyclus nassatus, 299 nucleotides. Lineage: Eukaryota; Metazoa; Nematoda; Chromadorea; Rhabditida; Strongylidae. The record is from the annotation of a GenBank genome assembly.